UAUUCCAAAUUCCAGGCUCCUUCUGACAAAAUCACACUUUUCGUUAACAACGGCAGUCACAGUUCCCCAAACCGAAGCACCGAUAAUUUCCACGCGAUUAGCAUGACAAGAGUCCGGAAUGCGUCCCUCGGCAAUUACUUAAAAUAAUGACAGUCCAAACAUUGACUUUUCGAUUACUCGGAAGACGCUAAUCAGGCAGAAACGUUUGCUCCGGGCGCAUAGAAAGUUUGGUGUCCAUACAAUCGACGUUCGAGUCUUUGUGCCGGGUAUCCCUUUAUCAUUCGUGCCUUGCGGGGUAGAAAGCGGCUUCCAAUGCAACCCUUAUUUUUUCUUGGAAGCCUCUGCGACGGAUUUACCGCGUGUUCGAAUUAAUUCUGCGGCCGUAAAGUACGGAGAAAGGUCGGAAUUAAAUGGAAUCGCUCAGCAGUGUUAUAAAAUAUUCAAACGGCGCCUCGCAAAGUACGAUCUGUAAAAGUUGAGCCUUUUUGCACUAGGUUCGCUGGCGUCGGUCUCGGCUCCUCCCCGCUGUCGCCAGAGCGCCUUCUCACUUUUUCAUCUCGCGAGUGUGUCUCUUUUCACGCGCUUAGUCUGCUGCAUCUCUACGUAUGCCGGCUCAGACACAGCUAUGAAAAUUUUUACAAUUAAAAUAUACAACUGGAACAAAUAGAAGACCUAGUGGAAAAUUUGCCGUAGAAACAAAUCUGAAUUCUAAAAUUUCAAUAUUGUUCUGGUGCCGUGGCAAAUGCAGAGAUCGAAUGCAGAGGCACAACAUAAUAGAGCCGAAGGGUGACUGGGCCUAGAGAACUGAAAAGGGAGUCACUUUUAUGACUUUCAACGCCCCCAGGUAAAAGCAGCCCUGUGCGCGACAAAAGACUCGGCAAACAAUGCCUUUUGUUGAGCAACAGGGUUAACACCCUCUGCCUCAUCGGCCGCGCGCGGGAGCCGAAAUUUUUUAAAAAUUUUGAUCGGAAAAUUAAAUAUUAAAAUCAAUUGAGGAGUGCAUCGGCAAGACGAGAAAAACAAAGGCUAGCAUGCACCAAUUUUUCGAUAUCUUCCCCUCUGGUUAAAUUUCCCCCACUCGCGGAGAGCUGGGUGAAAUUACGUCACGUGAUCCAUUGAGCCAAUGUAGUAGCGCGCAAUCUCGUAAGCAUGCUUGGCGGCCAGUGGGGCCUCGCUCGCCCGCUACGCCGCCAGCCCAGCACUCGCACUGUCAAUCAAAGCCGCUCCAACCCUGCUCGGGUGCGCAUCGCAAAAAACGUCGCUCCCCGUCGGGACAACGUGACCGCGACUCCGGCCGACCGGCCUUUCGCUGCCAGCGCGGCCCGACCCCGGAAAAAGGACGCGGGCCCUUUCCUCUCGCUUUUCGGCCCUUUUCGGAGCCGCGGGGCCGAUCGGGGCCUGUUGACUGCCGCUGUUUUUUUGUGCUCGCAAGAUGUGAUAUUGCUGAGGGGGACCUGACAGCAGGUAUGCAGAACACCUGAACUUAUCUGGUGACCUUUUUUUCUCUAUCUCUCGUCGUGCCCCGUCCCGCUGUCAACCAUUCAACUCACUGCCGCUACCCCCGCCGACCGUAAUUGUGGCGACCGGCGUGGUUUGGCCCUUGUCCGCCGUGGUGUACCCACCGCCGCCCCCGCCGUCUGGCGCCUCGGCCGCGACGCCGCCGGCCUCGCCGAACCUGCUGCUGCUGCAACCGUCGUCGUCGUCGACGUCCAUCGGCUACUUCCACCCGCCGUCGCCGCUGUCCACCUCGCCGGCAUCCACCACCUGCACCACCACGGAUGUGUACGAACACCCGUGGGCCGCCGCCGCCUCCGCUGCCCCCGUCGUGACCACCGCCGCCACAACGGUGAUUUCAACCACGCCUCCGCACCACCCCCCUUCGGGUGGCGGCGGCGACCACCUGGUCAACCACCUCUACCACCAACCGCACCACCACCAUCAACAACAACAACAACACCCGCCCCCGCCGCCUCCGCACAAUGACCACCUACACCUGCACCACCCGCACCACCACCCGUCGGCGGACAUGUCCGACCCUGCGGCCUGCGCCCCCAUGGACACCACCCCCGCAGCAGCCGCAGCCAGCACGUUCAACAACUCAGCACCCUGGUGGGGGAUGAUGAAUGGUGCAGGUAACUCCAUAUAUCCGGAGGAACCUGCCAACAACCCGACCGCACCGUCGAGCACCACCGUCGCCACCACCAGCGCCGCGUCCAGCAGCACGCCGAGCAGCAGCUCACCGGCCACGCCAACCACCAGCAGCACCUCGAGUUCUGUGAACGCCGCGGCCGCCGCCAGCACAGGCCCUCUGCACAUUCCCGCCAAGAGGCUAGGCGCCUAUUCCGACUGCAGCCCCCCGUCGGACUCGUCGGCCGCCUCCGGAGGCCCGGGCGUCAUCCGGCACUCGCACCACGGCACCCAGCCUUGGGCGUACAACCACAACGACAGCAGCGCAGCCACAGCGGCCGCAGCCUUCGAGCCGCCCCAGUACGCGAACCGCGACUCGAUGACCCCCACCUACUACAACCUGGCCCCCGAGGGCCGCGCGUCGGCCGACAGGAGCAAGGCGGCCGUCUCGGCCGCCCUCUCCUCCUUUUGGCCGCCUAACGAGUACAAGUACAGUCCGGGACACGCGGCCGGCAUGGCCGGCGCCGACCAGAGCGCCUUCGCCGCCCAGACCUGGCACUACUCGCCCUACGCCACCAGGGUGCCGCACCACCACGUCGACCAGGGCACGUACCUGCAGGCCGCGGCGGCCGCCGCAGCUGCCGAGGACCGUGGCAGGGCCGCCAUGGACUCCUUCCCCCACGACACCUACGGCCUCAGGAACUACGCGGGCAGCGACCCCGCCACGCCCUACCCACCACCUCCAGUAACGAAACGUUCGCUUCUGUUUGCAGGCGUUCUGGGCGGCAGCAACUCGCUCGAGUGGGCCGGUAACGUGACUGUGCGCAAGAAACGCAAGCCCUACUCCAAGUUCCAGACGCUGGAGCUGGAGAAGGAGUUCCUGUUCAACGCAUACGUGUCCAAGCAGAAGCGGUGGGAGCUGGCCCGCAACCUGAACCUGACGGAGCGCCAGGUGAAGAUCUGGUUCCAGAACAGGCGCAUGAAGAACAAAAAGAACAGCCAGCGGCAGGCGGCGCAGCAGAACAACUCGAGCAACCACCACGGCCACGCGUCCAAGGGUCACCAUCAGUGACCUUUGGCCUUCUCCGGGGGCGCCAUGGUCGGCGGGCAUCACUCGGGACACCACCACCUGCUGCACCACCACCACGGCCUGGCCGCCUGAAGAGGCCGCGGCCCCUGGAGAACGAAACAUAAUUUUGCACCAGCUGCAUGCGCAACUUGUGAGUCAGGUUGAGUUGAAAACACACACACGCGCGCGCGUGAAUCGCGACAGGGAAGAACUCUCCAUCUGCCCGAAUGAACUCUGGACACACACACUUACACACAAAAGAGGCCAAAGUGACUGUUUUUUCUUAAGUUGAUUAUUAUUUUUAAAACGAUGAUUUUAGGGCGCGUUGUGGGCGCCCGUCGUGUAAAGAAAUGGACUUUCUAUAGCAUGUAGGCUUAUGAUUAAAAACGUGCGGAAAGCAAGAUGACGAAGAACACUUAUAAGAAUAUAUAUUAAUAAUGUCGCGUCGCGACAAAAAAUUGAACAGGUUACACUGAUUUAAUUUAUCUUUUGUACAGUGGCAGCUAUAUAUUCUGAGGUGCGGGGGGAGCGGUUCAAAAAUCGCUCCGCUUGCGUCUAUACUCUCUUUUUAUUUUGAUUGACAAUUGAAAUGUAUCGCAUAUUGGUGGAAUAGCAUUACGAAGAAGUUAUCCUUUUUAUUUGCAUCAGUGUUUGCGGUAAUAAAUAAAGUCGUCCAUCCUCUUGUAGUUGAAUAAAAAAAAGAAAUAAAUGUCUGUGUUUGUGGCAUUAUAAACUUAACAUUCACUGUGUAAUUGAACUUAAAAUUAUAUCACACACACACACACACGAUCUGUUAGGAAAAGUGAUCUUCAGACUAUUGGUACUCAAAUGAAAGUAGUUUUGAAUUUCUGAUUUUAUUCAAAUUGCCGGAGAAAAUUUGGAUUCCACCAAUUUUUAGGAUGCGCCUCGAAGCAGAAAGUACAAAACUGUCACAAAUUGCUUGAACCCUUUCAAAAGUUCCAAAUUUUCUCUUUGAAUGAAUAAAAUAUCACUAAAAAUUUAGACAUAUUGAGACGAGAAUUCCUAUAAGUUCCGUUUAAGUGAAGUUUGACCAUGCUCAACCACGUCUUGCCCAUGGAGUGACAAAUUAAUGAAAAAAUAUUUUGCGGCUCUCUAACAAGGAAUUUACUUGUGUAAAUUGCGCGAGGGGUUCUCUACGAUGAUACUUAGUCAAGCAGGGGAUGCUUUGAGAAACUAUUUAUGUAUUUUGCCAUCCCGCAGCGUCAUCAAUUGUCCUCUCCUGGAAAUUUUAAGAAAAUCGCAUAGUGUGUAAACCAAACGGCAAGUGUUAAACCAGCUACGUGUACUAUUUAUAUGAAUAUUAGAGUGUAAUAGCCCAUCAAUUUAUAUAUCAACUAGGAACUGGUGUCGUUUAUGCUAUCAAAUUACAAUUAAAAUGAUGCAAAUAUCCCAUAAUGUAACUCUCUCUAUCUCUGAUGCUAUAAUGUAAUUGCUAUUAAAUAAAUUAGAGCAGCAUGCGUCAAAUGGAAUAUCAUCGUAAACGGUGCAGAGUUUAUAAUUUCACAAAAUUUUAAAUGCCAUAUGUAUUAAAUUAUGUUCAAGCAAGCAAUAUUUUAAUAUUUAUUUGCUUUCAAUUGAUGACCGUGUUGAGCAAAAUGCAAUUAUUACGUUUUUGUACUGUUGAUUUAAAGUUGUAACAAAUGACGAUUAUAAUUGAGCCGCGUGAGUUUUUUUUAUGUAAUGUGUACCAUGAACGUGAAUCACACCAGAAUUGUGUCGUUGAAUUACUUGUAACAAAACGCAACCUAUUUCUAUCCAAAUUAAAUUCAAAAAUUCUGCAAAAAAAUUAAUAAAGCGUUUUGAAAUUUUAUUUUUUGAAAUUCCUGUUUAUGUGGCGAGCUCUAUGUUGCAAUGUGACAAAGUGAACACUGAAAGAUGUCAUUGUAAAUAAAGUGGAAUCUCAUAAAA
Cloeon dipterum is the source of this 5125-nucleotide messenger RNA. RefSeq names its product homeobox protein abdominal-B-like. The record is from RefSeq and is a predicted model, not a curated record. Lineage: Eukaryota; Metazoa; Arthropoda; Insecta; Ephemeroptera; Baetidae. Bases 2027 to 3199 code for a protein of 390 amino acids. The transcript is spliced from 2 exons. Gene Ontology annotation, molecular function: RNA polymerase II cis-regulatory region sequence-specific DNA binding; DNA-binding transcription factor activity, RNA polymerase II-specific. Gene Ontology annotation, cellular component: nucleus. Gene Ontology annotation, biological process: regulation of transcription by RNA polymerase II.